UUGAUCGAGAAAGAAAGCUACAUUUUUAGUGGUUAUUAUUACUACUACUCAUUUACUCCUUCUAAUACUUCUAUGUAUAUAUCCGACCUCACAGGUCAAAACCCAUAUCACACACUUCAAACUCCAGACUCUUUCUUCUUCUUCUUCUCCUUCUUUAUCUCUCUUCACCCUCAAAAAACCCCAUUAUUUCUCUCAAAUAAUGGAUGGCCGAGAAGAAUGUAACAGCAAUGAAUCCGGUUGGACCAAGUAUAUUGAUCCAAGUGAUAAUGAAAACUACAACAGUAGUAUUGAUGAUGAUGAUGAUGAUGGUGAUGUUCGUCAUAAUAACCAUCAUCAUCAUCAUCAUCAAAAUUAUGCUUAUAAAAAGAGCAAGGAUGUUGACGGUGAUGAUGAUGAUGAUUCCUUCGCAUCCGAUGCGUCUUCAGGUCCAGGUCAUUACCAUGAUGUAGAGGCUGAAAACCAACAACAUCGUUACCAUGGUAGCAAGUCAUCAUUGGCAUCAUCAGGGAUGAAAUUUAGCAAAGAAGUCAAGGAUAGAAAUGAAAGGAAUACUCCUAAUUAUGGUACUAGCAAAGGGAAAGAGACUGUUUUGAAGACAAAUAAAUCAAGUAAACAAAGGAAAGGUAAAAAAUAGAUUAAGUUACUCCUAUUAUAUAAUUUACUUCCUGCGUUUUAUUUUCCUUUCAUUAUUUUGACUUUUACACUAUUCCAAGUAUCUUUGACCAAAGUAAAUUUUUUGAAAAAGUUAUAUUUUAAAACUAUACAUUAAGAUGAAUAUAACAUCUUAAUUUUUAAUUUUUAUAUAUUAGUUUAAUAUUAUUGGUCAAAGCUACUCAUCAUUAAAAUAGCGCAAAAGUUAAAAUGAUGCAAGUAAAAUAGUAUGUGAGGAAGUGUUAGAUUAGGUAGGCGGAGUUGGUAAAAAUGAGUUAACAAUAUAAGACCAAUGAUGUAGUAAUCAGAAUCUCUUUUGUAAGUUAAAAGUAUUUAUGGAAAUAUUUUUUUUCUGCCUUCUAAUUUGUUUAACAGCAAGAAUUUCGCCUGCAUUCACUGAAGUGUGAUUUUCUGUUUCUAUACAAGGGUGUUAUUCCAUAUGUAAUGUGUAUUUAAAGUUUCAUGAAGACGUAAACUACUUUAUAGAAGUAGUUUACUCCUAUAUUGAA
Molecule: messenger RNA, 1160 nt
Organism: Beta vulgaris subsp. vulgaris (sugar beet)
Lineage: Eukaryota; Viridiplantae; Streptophyta; Magnoliopsida; Caryophyllales; Amaranthaceae
Product: protein SOB FIVE-LIKE 3
Exons: 1
Coding region: 200-634 (144 amino acids)
Biological process (GO): cytokinin biosynthetic process
Source: RefSeq, a predicted model, not a curated record